AUGGGAGGAUCGGCUUUCAAGCUCUGCCUCGCGGCCGCGGCCGUCGGCGCCGGCGCCUUCACGGCGCCGGCGACGUCGCUCCGCCAGCCCACGUCCCUCGGUGCGUCGGGCCACGCGGUCAUCGUGCAGAACAAGGGCGGCGGCCACGGCGAGAUCGGCUACCACCUCGCCAAGGCCCUCGCGGCCAAGGACCUGGACGUGACCAUCGUCCAGGACGCGUCGGCGACGAAGGAGGCGCUGCCCUUCAAGCUCUACGACGAGCUCAGCGCGACCGUGGCCUGGUGCGACAUGGGCGACGCGGCCGCCGUCGAGAAAGCGUGCGCUGUCGACGGCCUCACGCACGUCUACGACAACUUCGCCAAGUCGCCCGCCGACGCCGCGCCCAUGAUGGCCGCGGCCAAGUCCAGCGACGCCUUCUACGCCUUCGUCUCCAGCGCGGGCAUGUACACGGCGAAGGGCAUCCUCAAGGAAGAGAAGAAGGUCAAGGACCCGCCGACGGGGCAGCGCGAGGUCGAGCUGGCCCUCGAGGCCGAGCUCGCGGGCAAGUGGUGCGCCUUCCGGCCCCAGUACAUCUACGGGCCCUACACGAACAAGCGCGACUACCUCGACUGGUUCCUGAACCGCGCCGCGCGCGACAUCCCCAUGGCCGUGCCCGCGGACGCGCAGCAGCCCGUGUCGUUGACGCACUGCGAGGACGUCGCGGCGCUCAUGGCGUCCGUCGUCGGCAAGGAGGGCGCCGCCGCGGACCAGAUCUUCAACUGCGGCACGAACAAGAUGUGCUCCUACGACGACGUCUGCAUCGCCGCCGCCAAGGCGCUCGGCAAGUCCGAGGCCCUGGUCGUCGCGCUGCCCCCGGACACGAAGUCGUCCUUCCCCUUCCGCCCCAACGCCGAGGGCUUCGCCGUGCGCGUCCGCAAGGCCAUGGACGUCCUCGAGUGGCCGGGCGCGACGCACGACGUCCUCGCCGACCUCGCGGGCUUCUACACGGAGGACUUCCUCGCCCUGGGCCUCGACAAGGGCGACCUCGACACGUCCAAGGACAUGCUCGACCUCUGCGAGAACAUGGUCCAGGACUACGGCGAGCGCGGCGUCCACGUCUGA
Messenger RNA from Aureococcus anophagefferens, 1101 nucleotides. RefSeq lists its product as hypothetical. Lineage: Eukaryota; Pelagophyceae; Pelagomonadales; Pelagomonadaceae. Gene Ontology annotation, cellular component: cytosol. Bases 1 to 1101 code for a protein of 366 amino acids. The record is from RefSeq and is a predicted model, not a curated record. Gene Ontology annotation, molecular function: RNA binding. Gene Ontology annotation, biological process: rRNA processing. The transcript has a single exon.